Molecule: messenger RNA, 3300 nt
Organism: Brassica oleracea var. oleracea
Lineage: Eukaryota; Viridiplantae; Streptophyta; Magnoliopsida; Brassicales; Brassicaceae
Exons: 2
Coding region: 1-3300 (1099 amino acids)
Biological process (GO): proteolysis
Molecular function (GO): aspartic-type endopeptidase activity
Source: RefSeq, a predicted model, not a curated record
AUGGUUCGGAAAACCCGUUCUCAGCAAUAUCAGGCUGAUGAUGAUUUCCCCGCUACCCAACAAUCCGUCAAUGAUCUGCAACAACAGGUCGCAAAUCUCAUCGCCGUUGUAGCUGCGUUGGCAACUCAACAUGCCGCACCAGCUAUUCCCCGCCGCCAUAACGACCAGAUUUUUAACCGUGAAGAUUUUGACAAUGAGGCCAUUCCUUUUACGCCGCUACGCCAACAAAACCCUAGACGCCGCAACAACAACAAUUCCGGGUCAGAUUCAGAUUCUGAUAACGAACCACACAACUCUACAUGGAAAUCGAGUUUUAAACUCGAAAUUCCGGAGUUCAAGGGUUCAACCGUCGCCGAAGAGCUCCUUGAUUGGUUUGUAACCGUAGAAGAAAUUCGCGAAUUCAAACAAAUUCCAUUAGAUCAAUGUGUUCCCCUUGUUGCAAUCCGUUUCCGUGAUCGAGCAGCAGCAUGGUGGUCGCAGAGCAAGACAACUCGAGCUCGCCAUGGGAAAACAAAAAUCUCAACUUGGGAUAAACUCAAGCGUGAGAUGAAAUUUUUUUUUUGGCCUUAUAACUAUGAUCAACUACUGUUUCAGAAAUUUCAGAACCUACGACAAGGAACAAGAACAGUUGAUGAAUACACAAUGGACUUCUUCAAGAUGAUUAACCGAGUGGAGUUACGUGAUACCGAACAACAGUUGGUUACAAGAUUCAUUGGAGGGCUUCACCAGCAAAUUCAAUUCACAUUAAAUCUGUUUCGUCCUCAAUCGAUCUCAGAAGCUCAUCAACAAGCCUUAACAGUCGAAGCUCAAUCUCGUAAUGAAUUCCCAGCUUGGAGCUCCAACAGACAGACCCGCUCCACAACAACAACCCCAACAAGCACAACAACUCCUACCAACACAAACGUCUCCAAGACUGAGACAGCUAUCGUCGCUGCAGAUUCACUUAAACACAACCGUCCUGCUAGGUUUAGGUGUUUCACUUGUGGAGAGAUUGGUCAUCGCCAAUCAGCAUUCCCCAACAGAGCUCGCCGUGGUAUCCUCGUCGAUGAACACAAUAUGGAGGACACGGAUCCAAUUUAUGAUGAUGACGAUAAUGAAAUUCAAGAAAUCGUCGCGGAUACGGGUUUGUCUUUGAUGCUCCAUCGUUUGUGCUUGGCCCAACAUGGUACGCCUCGAGAUCCUCAACACAACAACUUGUUUCAUUCCAAGUGUACCAUUAAUGGGAAGGUCUGCAACUUCAUCAUAGACUCGGGAAGUUCCGAGAAUGUGAUCUCUUCCAAUGUAGUUAAAAAACUUUCUCUACCCGAUGAACCCCACCCGCACCCAUAUAAGCUAGCAUGGCUGCAACAAGACAAUGACUUUCUAGUGACACGGCGCACACUGGUCUCUUUCUCGAUAGGUGACUCUUAUCAUGAUAAAACUUAUUGUGAUAUCGUUCCAAUGGAUGCAUGUCAUCUUCUCUUAGGACGUCCUUGGGAAUAUGAUCGCUGUGUACUUCAUGAUGGCUUCCUCAACACUUAUAGCUUCCAAUUCAUCAAUAAGAAGUUUGUCUUAAAGCCAUCACCACCUUCAAUACCUUCAGCUACACAAACACCAACCCUCUUCCUCCAACGUGCCCUGUUCGAAUCAUUGAUGCGAGAUAGAGGAGUGGUUCUGUUUCUUGUACUAUCACCAUUAUCAAAAACUAUACCAUCUAUUUCCCCUCAACUUCAUGAUCUCCUCUCUGAGUUCAGUGAUGUCUUCCCCGACGACCUCCCAUCUGGAUUACCACCGUUACGAGAUAUACAUCACCGCAUAGACUUGGUCCCCGAUGCUGCCUUGCCUAAUCUUUCCCACUACCGUAUGAGUCCAUCUGAGCAUGAGGAGCUUCGAAGUCAAGUUGAAGCACUCCUUUCAAAAGGAUUCUUACGUGAGAGCCUCAGCCCUUGUGCUGUCCCCGCCUUACUCAUUCCAAAAAAAUACGGGUCAUGGAGAAUGUGUAUUGAUAGUAGAGCCAUUAACAAGAUCACAGUGCGAUAUCGCUUUCCGAUUCCUCGUCUAGAUGAUUUACUCGACCAGAUUGGUACCGCUUCUUUGUUUUUCAAACUCGAUUUGCGCAGUGGAUAUCACCAAAUUCAGAUUCAACCGGGAGAUGAGUGGAAGACAGCUUUUAAAACGCGGGAAGGCCUUUUUGAGUGGAUGGUUAUGCCCUUCGGGUUGUCUAAUGCACCUAAUACUUUCAUGUGUGUCAUGAAUCAGGCAUUGCACCCAUUCAUUGGCAAAUUUGUGGUCGUUUACUUCGACGAUAUUCUAAUUUUUAGCUCCUCGUUCGACGAACACAUCCAGCACCUGCGCGCCGUCCUGUCCGUUCUCUGUCGUGAUCGAUUUUUCGCCACUAGGAAAAAGUGUGCUUUCGGCGUCAAAGAGGUCCACUUCUUGGGAUAUAUUGUCUCCGAUCAGGGGCUUUCUGUAGAUCCUAGCAAGGUCAUAGCAAUUAGGACGUGGCCUCAACCAACAACAAUCACAGAGACACGAAGCUUUCACGGUCUCGCUUCUUUUUAUCGCAGAAUUGUUCCACAAUUCAGCAGCCUCAUGUCGCCCAUUACCGACUGCAUUCGCGAAGGAAAAUUUAUGUGGACCUCUCAGACUGAUCAUGCGUUUCAAGUCAUCAAAGAUAAGUUAUGCAGCACUCCGAUUCUUGCUCUCCUGAACUUUAAUGCAGCCUUCGAGUUACACAAAGAUGCAUCAAAAACCGGUAUCGGUGCGGUUAUAAGCCAGCAGAACCGCCCCAUCGCCUUUUUAGUGAGAAACUCUCCAAUGCGCGCCUGCGCUACAGCACAUAUGACGUCGAGUUUUAUGCGUACUCAAGGAAAGGUCUCAGCACGACACGCUUCUUGGAUUAGCUACCUACAGCAGUUCACGUUCGUCAUAAAACAUACGUCCGGAUCUUCAAAUCGAGUGGCUGAUGCUCUCAGCCGCAGACACGCAUUGCUUACAACGAUGCACACUGCCGUUACAGGUUUCAGUACCUUUGCAGAUCUUUAUGCGUCUGGUUCUUUCUUUGGGAAAUUCUUCUCGGUUGCACUUACUGGCCUUCCAUCUCCAUAUACUUUGUGUGAUGGUUUCUUGUUCCGAGAUAGUCGGUUGUGUAUCCCCGACUGUAGCCUGCGCCUCAAGUUGAUUUCAGAAAUUCAUGGUGAAGGUCAUAUAGGCCGAGAUCGUACGCUUCACUUGGUCUCCACGUCUUAUUUCUGGCCUUCAUUGCGAAAGGAUGUUGAGAGAUUUGUGGAACGUUGCGUCACGUGCCAGAGGUCUAAAUGA